AUGGCGGGCCUGCGCCUCGUCCUGCUCUGCUCCAUGCUGGUCAGCCUCCUGGGGCUCUCCAGAAGCCUGUUCAUUAACCGGGAAUGGGCCAACAAUGUCCUGAUGAGGACUCGCAGGGCAUACUCCCUUUUUGAAGAGCUGAAGAAAGGCAACCUGGAGAGGGAAUGUGUGGAGGAGAGAUGCUCCUACGAGGAGGCCCGGGAGGUCUUCGAGGACACAGACAAGACGAAUGAAUUCUGGAACAAAUAUAUAGAUGGCGACCAGUGUGACAGCAGUCCUUGCCAGAACCGGGGCUCCUGUCGAGACGGUGUGGGGGAAUACACGUGUACCUGCGAGGAAGGCUACGAGGGCAAAAACUGCGAGUUCUUCACGAGGAAGCUCUGCAGCCUGGACAAUGGGGACUGCGAACAGUUCUGCCAAGAGUCCCAGAACUCGGUGGUGUGCUCCUGUGCCCAGGGGUACGUCCUGGGGGACAACGGCAAGGCCUGCAUCUCCACAGAGCUAUACCCCUGUGGGAAAAUUACUCUGGGACGCCGAGGCAAGAGGUCAGUGCUCCAGGCCACCAACAACAGUGAGGACUUCUUCAAUGUCCUGAACUGGACGGCGCUGUACGACUCGUUCCCCACGGAGGACCCAGCUAACCUGCUUGACCUCAACAACACCAGCCCGGAGAAGGACAGGAGGAACCUGGGCCGGAUUGUGGGUGGCCGGGACUGUGAGGCCGGCGAGUGCCCCUGGCAGGCUCUCCUCAUCAAUGAAGAGAACGAGGGGUUCUGCGGCGGCACCAUCCUGAACCAGUUCCACAUCCUGACAGCCGCCCACUGCCUCCACCAGGCCAAGAGGUUCAAGGUGAGGGUAGGGGACCGGAACACGGAGCAGGAGGAGGGGAAUGAGGCGGUACACGAGGUGGAGGUGAUCGUAAAGCACAACAAGUUUGUGAAGGAGACCUACGACUUCGACAUCGCAGUCCUCAGGCUAAAGACGCCCAUUGUGUUCCGCAUGAACGUGGCCCCCGCCUGCCUGCCCCAGAAAGACUGGGCCGAGGCCACCCUGAUGACGCAGAAGUCCGGCAUUGUGAGCGGGUUCGGGCGUACGCACGAGAAAGGCCGCCAGUCCACCACGCUGAAGAUGCUGGAGGUGCCCUAUGUGGACCGCAACACCUGCAAGCUGUCCAGCAGCUUCUCCAUCACCCCGAACAUGUUCUGCGCUGGUUACGAUGCCAAGCUGGAGGACGCCUGCCAGGGGGACAGCGGGGGCCCGCAUGUCACCCGGUUUAAGGACACCUACUUCGUGACAGGCAUCGUCAGCUGGGGGGAGGGGUGCGCCAGGAAAGGGAAGUAUGGGGUAUACACCAAGGUCACUGCCUUCCUCAAGUGGAUCGACAGGUCCAUGAGGGCCAGGGAGCUGCCCAUGCCCCAGACCCCAUCACCCAUGCCCCAGACCCCAUCACCCAUGCCCCAGACCCCACCACCCAUGCCGUCACCUCAGUAA
Messenger RNA from Dipodomys ordii (Ord's kangaroo rat), 1491 nucleotides. It is a transcript of the gene F10, whose product is annotated as coagulation factor X. Lineage: Eukaryota; Metazoa; Chordata; Mammalia; Rodentia; Heteromyidae. Gene Ontology annotation, molecular function: serine-type endopeptidase activity; calcium ion binding. Gene Ontology annotation, cellular component: extracellular region. Gene Ontology annotation, biological process: proteolysis; blood coagulation. The record is from RefSeq and is a predicted model, not a curated record. The transcript is spliced from 8 exons. The coding region runs from base 1 to 1491 and encodes 496 amino acids.